Messenger RNA from Lucilia sericata (common green bottle fly), 411 nucleotides. RefSeq names its product neuropeptide-like protein 32. Lineage: Eukaryota; Metazoa; Arthropoda; Insecta; Diptera; Calliphoridae. The transcript has a single exon. The coding region runs from base 1 to 411 and encodes 136 amino acids. The record is from RefSeq and is a predicted model, not a curated record.
AUGCGUCUUUUGUUGCUUCUGGCCCUGUUGGGCUUCGUCGUGGUGAUAACGGCCAUACCGGCUUCUUUGGAGUAUUUGGAACGACCAACCACUUUAUUAGACGUCGCCGAUGCUGGAGACUUGCAUUCAAAUAAUGAUGAUCGUGUUGCUCGUCAUUAUGGUGACGGCGGAUGGGGAGUUCGCGGAGGUGGUGGAUGGGGUGGUCGUGUUGGUGGUAGCUGGGGAGAUCGUGUAGUUGGUGGUUGGGGAGGUCGUGGAGUUGGUAGUUGGGGUGGUCGUGGAGUUGGAGGUUGGGGUGGUCGCAGAGUUGUGGGUUGGGGAGGUCGCGGAGUUGGUGGCUGGGGAGGUCGCGGAGUUGGUGGUUGGGCAGGUCGUGGAGCUGGAGUUUGGGGAGGCGGUGUAUGGGGCUAA